Aspergillus fumigatus Af293 is the source of this 1308-nucleotide messenger RNA. RefSeq names its product putative nucleotide-sugar transporter. Gene Ontology annotation, biological process: pyrimidine nucleotide-sugar transmembrane transport. NCBI's taxonomy places the organism in Eukaryota, Fungi, Ascomycota, Eurotiomycetes, Eurotiales, Aspergillaceae. Gene Ontology annotation, molecular function: pyrimidine nucleotide-sugar transmembrane transporter activity. The record is from RefSeq and is a predicted model, not a curated record. Gene Ontology annotation, cellular component: intracellular membrane-bounded organelle; Golgi membrane.
AUGGCUACUAGGGCUGUGGUACCGGUUCUGGUCACGAUGAUGCUCGUGACCGGGGUCUGCAAUACAAUCCUCAAUAAGUUUCAGGAUAUGCAAUGUGUACGGAACUGCGACUCUCCAGACCCUAAAUAUCGGCAAACAUUCGAGCAGCCGGUCGUCCAGACUGUUCAGAUGUUCGUCGGAGAAAUGGGCUGUUGGCUCGUGAUAUGGGCCUCUCAUAUUUACCAAUCGUUCAUAUAUCCGCGUCUGUCGCCCAAUUCUUCGCCUCUCCUUGCAGGCGGGUAUAACCCCGUCCACCCCGAUGACAUAGGCGAUGAGGAGGACCAUACGAUUGACGGUCCUGAUGCAUCUAACCAUACUCUCAAGCGUACCGAUGCUGAGGGUCGGCCGUACCUCAGUGGACGUCGGAUCCUCCUUCUCGCUGCGCCGGCAUGCUGCGAUAUCGCGGGGACGACUCUGAUGAACGUCGGUCUGCUCUUCGUCGCGGCUAGCAUCUACCAAAUGACUCGUGGAGCAUUGGUUCUUUUUGUCGGUUUGUUCAGCGUCCUGUUUCUUCGUCGGAAGCUGUUCCUAUACCAGUGGAUUGCACUGUUCGUGGUGGUUCUUGGUGUCGCCUUGGUAGGACUUGCCGGUGCACUCUUCGGCCAGGGCCAUGGCCAUGACAUGUCACGGGACGAUACUCUUGCAAUUGCCACUCGGGCUGUGAUGGAAGCUCGGGAGAUAGCGAAGACUCCUGAAGCGCUCAAGGCUGUCAUUGGUGUGCUCUUGAUUGCAGCGGCACAGGUCUUCACGGCCUCUCAGUUCGUGCUGGAAGAGUGGAUUCUCGAGAACUACGCGAUGGAUCCUCUUCAGGUCGUUGGUUGGGAAGGCAUCUUCGGCUUCUCCAUCACUGUCAUUGCUUCCAUCAUUCUGUACCUUACUGUAGGACGGACGGAAGCCGGUCGCUACGGCUAUUUCGAUGCCAAAGAAGGCUGGCGACAAGUCUUCUCUAACAAGUACAUUGCCAUGGCCAGCAUUCUUAUUAUGAUUAGCAUUGGAGGCUUCAACUUCUUUGGCCUUUCAGUCACCCGAACUGUAUCUGCCACCUCCCGUAGCACAAUCGACACCUGCCGGACACUCUUCAUCUGGCUUGUUUCGCUCGCCCUCGGCUGGGAAACAUUCAAGUGGCUGCAAGUCCUGGGCUUUGCGCUUCUCGUCUACGGGACCUUCUUGUUCAACGACAUCAUCCGUCCCCCUCUCAAAGCAUGUCUUCCCCGUGACAGGCAGGAGAGGCAGAUUCUGCUGCCUGAGGAGCCCAUUGAGCACAUAUAG